Molecule: messenger RNA, 1285 nt
Organism: Cornus florida
Lineage: Eukaryota; Viridiplantae; Streptophyta; Magnoliopsida; Cornales; Cornaceae
Product: zinc finger protein 8-like
Exons: 1
Coding region: 341-1063 (240 amino acids)
Biological process (GO): response to gibberellin; trichome differentiation; trichome morphogenesis
Molecular function (GO): DNA-binding transcription factor activity
Source: RefSeq, a predicted model, not a curated record
GAGACCUAAAACUUUCCAAAAAUAAAACAAAAAUUAGAGAAGGGAAGCACAGUGUGGUGCUUAAGAAGCCAAAAGGCAGAAAAGCCACUCUCAUACAUGACGCACUCCAAAAUUUGUGGUUUGGAUCAGACAACCCUCUUUAUAGGUCCAAACAAACACACCCUCUCUCACCUUCCCACAUAGAACCCACAUCGAUCCCCCUUUCAUAUUCUGCUCCCUCCUCCUCCUCCUCCUCCUCCUCCUCUUCCCCACCCCUCUAAGGUGGUAGUACACUGCACCCACCUUCAUCUCCUCCCAUUUCUACUAACCUACACCUGAUCAAAACAACCCCCAACUUCUCAUGGAGAAGACUGAGAGGGAGACUCAUGACUUCAUGAAUGUUGAAUCCUUCUCCCAAUUGCCCUUUAUCCGUCCGGCUCCGGUGAAAGAAAAGGGCAUUAGGCUCUUUGGGAUAGAAUUUGGCUCCGGUGACGCUGCUGCAGUCACCGAUGAGUCUGAGUCAGUAGAGACUAAUGCAUGUGACGAAGUUAAGGACACUGAUAAUGGAGAGAGCAGCCGAAAAUUCGAAUGCCACUACUGUUGCAGAAACUUUCCUACCUCUCAAGCUCUAGGAGGCCACCAAAACGCGCACAAAAGGGAGCGCCAGCACGCUAAACGCGCCCACCUUCAGUCUGCCAUGGUGCACGGUGGCCUCUCAGACGCUCACGUCUAUGGCCUCAUGAAUUAUCAUCGCCUUGGUUCUGCACCGACACCGGCCAUGACUUACCACUCGUUGAACAACAGCAACAGUACUUUUGCUACUAACACUAGGCUCUAUGGGAACCAUGGCUCAUACUCUCAUCAUCAACCUAUUAAUGGGAGUCCCUUGGCCUUAUGGCGAAUCCCAUCCGUCCAAAAUUCUCCUAGUUUUAGCCGUGACCAUUCAAUGCCUCCGUUGCCAUUGUUUGCUAAUGGUGACUUGAAGCCAUCGCCAAUGAUCGGAAGCUCAAGUUCUCAGAGUCAGUAUGUGUAUGAAUCAAGGCCGAACGUGCAAGAUCAUGUGAGUUUGGAUCUUCAUCUGUAAGAAUAUAAUAUAAUAAUUUCUUAAGAUCGAAAAGAAAAGCAUUAUAUUCUCUGGGUAGAGCCCAUCUUUUGUUCUGAAAAAAACAUAGAGCACAAUCAUCACUCUUUCUUAGUAUAACAUCAAUUAAUGUAAACGAAAUGAUUUUAGGACUCAAUGACUUUGGUUUGUGCCAGAUUAACCUGAUGAUUUGAUAUAUGAGAACAAGUCUCUUUACACUCUUAA